Synchiropus splendidus (mandarinfish) is the source of this 969-nucleotide messenger RNA. It is a transcript of the gene acbd7, whose product is annotated as acyl-CoA binding domain containing 7. Gene Ontology annotation, molecular function: fatty-acyl-CoA binding. Lineage: Eukaryota; Metazoa; Chordata; Actinopteri; Syngnathiformes; Callionymidae. The transcript has 4 exons. The record is from RefSeq and is a predicted model, not a curated record. Gene Ontology annotation, biological process: fatty acid metabolic process. The coding region runs from base 129 to 383 and encodes 84 amino acids.
CCUGCCUAGCUCCCUGCACCGCCCUCUCCCCCCUCUGCGACAUCCUGCCUUCUUGCUCAGCAGCACAGCUGUAAGAAGAUCCGUCUCCGUUAGUGGAAAUAAAUCCGUCUGAGCUGCAUACCUUGAAAAUGUCUCAGUUGGCAGAGUUUGAGAAGAUUGCUGAGGAUGUGAAAAAUGUCAACUCAAGGCCCACAGAUCAGGAGCUGCUGGACCUGUAUGGUCUUUAUAAACAGGCAACUGUUGGGGACGUCAACACUGAUAGACCAGGCAUGCUGGAUUUGAAAGGGAAGGCCAAAUGGGAUGCAUGGAACUCAAGAAAAGUUUUGUGCUGUGGUCUUCUUGAUCCGUCUUGUUUGCAGGAAUGUCGAAGGAGGAUGCCAUGACAGCCUACAUUGGACUUGCCAAGGAAAUAAUCUGCAAAUAUGGAAAGUAGAGCAAUACAUAAACGACUGGCCUAACUAAUGUUAAAUUGUUAUGUUAAUGCUGUUUUAGUUGUAUUGUUCUAACAUUAAUUUUAAUUAUUUUAAUUUUAUCUUGAAGCCUAACUUAUGUCAACUAAUGUGAUUAAACAUUUUCUAAAAAAAAAAAAGAUGUUUUAUGUGCCUGUGACCUCAAAAAUUCUAAUGCUGUGAAUUUGAUUUGUUUCAGUUUUUUUUUUCUGAUUCUGAAAUAAAUAAGGUGAUAAUCACUUGUCUUUGGGGGUUGUCAUUUCCAUGUGUGGCUGUCCAAAUGUUGGGAUUUUAAUUGGGUGAAAAAUAUGAUUUGAACAUUCAGUACCAUAAAGGAGUACUAUUUAGUGCUUUGUGGAGAUUCGCCACUUUAUCCAUUUUUGCCUGUGUAUUUAUUCACACAUUUCAUGUGUCGUUUAUUGCAUCUUAUUCUCCUUUUAUUUUAUUUUUUAAGCAGUUUACACCCAUUGUCGUGGGAUAGAGCUAAACCCAAUUUUGAAGCUGUUACGUGUGACAUAAU